Penicillium verrucosum is the source of this 1044-nucleotide messenger RNA. Its product is annotated as zinc-binding alcohol dehydrogenase family protein. The transcript is spliced from 2 exons. Gene Ontology annotation, molecular function: oxidoreductase activity, acting on NAD(P)H. The record is from RefSeq and is a predicted model, not a curated record. Lineage: Eukaryota; Fungi; Ascomycota; Eurotiomycetes; Eurotiales; Aspergillaceae. Bases 1 to 1044 code for a protein of 347 amino acids.
AUGGCAAUCCCACCCACAUUCCCCGCCGUCACUCUGACCGACAAAACCUCCAGAGAACACGACAUCACCAUCCGCAGCCUGCCGCCCCUAGGCGCAGACGAAGUCGGCAUCCGUAUCACCGCAACAGCCAUCAACCCCGUCGACUGGAAGCUCCGCGACUACGGCGUCUACCUAGAUUCCUACCCGGCGGUGCUGGGCUCCGACGCAGCCGGCACGAUCGCCGCCGUCGGCAGCAACGUGAGCAACUUCGCUGUCGGAGACCGGGUAUUCUUCCAGGGGAUUGUUGGGAACUACGAUUCCAGUACGUUCCAGACCUACUGCAAGAUGCCGGCGGCGUUGGUUGCCAAGACGCCGUCGUUGGUGAGUGAUGAGCAGGCUGCCGGGAUUAGUCUUGCGACUGUGGCUGCGCUGACAGGGAUCUAUGACCGGAGUGGACGGGGAGUUGCGCCGCCGCCGUGGGAGACUGGGGGAGCGCAAGCGGGUAAGGGGAAGGCGGUGGUUGUGCUUGGGGGACUGGCGCGGUUGUCCGGGUAUGACCAGAUCGUGACGAGCGCGAGUCAGUCGCAUCAUGAGUAUUUGAAGGGGCUGGGCGCGACGGUGGUGUUGGAUCGGAUGCAGGCGACGGUGUCGCAGUAUGUGGCUGGACUGGAGAGUCUGCCGAUUGACUUUGUGUUUGAUACUAUCUCGUUGAAGGAUACGCAGGUGUUGGGGAUUGAGAUUCUGCAGGCUGCGAAGGUGCAGGCCGGCAGUCCGCUUGUCACGGUGAUGCAGCCCGAAGCGGAUGCACAGGCGCUGGGGGCGUCGAAGGAGCCCAAGGUGGAGGUUCACGCGGUGAUGGGAUUGGGGAGUGCGCCGACUCUGCGGUAUCUGAGUGAGCCGCUGUUUGCGCAUCUCGGAGGGGAGGAUGGCUGGGUGGCGACGGGGGAGUAUGUUCCUAAUCGUGUGGUGGUGGUGGAGGGUGGUCUGGAGAAGAUCGACGAGGCGUUGAACAAGAACCGGGCUGGGGCUUCGGGGGAGAAGGUUGUUCUGCGUCUUCGAAUAUGA